This is a messenger RNA of Pararge aegeria (speckled wood butterfly), 1240 nucleotides long. RefSeq lists its product as uncharacterized. The record is from RefSeq and is a predicted model, not a curated record. Bases 142 to 1131 code for a protein of 329 amino acids. The transcript has 9 exons. Gene Ontology annotation, molecular function: serine hydrolase activity. NCBI's taxonomy places the organism in Eukaryota, Metazoa, Arthropoda, Insecta, Lepidoptera, Nymphalidae.
CGCAGGGCACAUCUAAUUUCAUUUUUUCUUAAAUACUUAACAUGAAAUAAUUUCAGGUUAGACCUUGGCUUCCAUCUCAACUGUUGGUAUGUGGAGUUCACCUACCUGCACUGGGCCAGACUACGGCUAUAAGAUUGGGCCAUGGCAACAAAACCAAUGUCGUACAUGUAUGCUGUGUGCUACAAGACUCCUGCAGUACUAAUUAACGGUAACACGCGCAUGUCGCAGUCACGCACACUACCGAGAAAGUUGUGUUCACGAGAUGCGCACACGCAGCAUAUAAACAAGAACCUUCUUUAUAUUUCCAGCGACAAAAUAAAUAUCCACGCAGAUCUUAAAACUAUGAAGUUAACUAAGCAAACAAACAAACCGAUGUGUAUAAUGCUGAAUUGGUUAUUAGCAACCGAAAACCAAGUGAUGAAAUACGCCAACAUUUACCUCGACGAGGGAUUCGACGUGCUGCGGGUGACCUGCGAACCGUGGCAGCUGCUGUGGCCCCGGAAGGGAGCGAAGGUGAUCGCACGAGACUUGCUGCAGUUGAUGUACGCCAAUGACACUUCGUACAUGGUGCACGGAUUCUCCGUGGGCGGAUACGUUUGGUCGGAGGCUAUGGUACACGCUUUGACUGAUAAAGAAAAGUACCAGCCCGUAUUGAACCGUGUGGAGGCGCAAGUUUGGGACUCUGUAGCAGACAUCACCGAAGUGACGGUAGGAGUGCCGCUCGCGAUUUUCCCGCGUAAUAAGCCCGCGCAGAAAAUAACCAAAACUAUUAUGGCUACGUACCUCAAGGCCCUCUACAACGUGUGCACGGUCCACUACGAGCGCGCGUGCGAGACGUACUACGCGACGCCGUGCCGCGCGCCCGCACUGUUCCUGCUCUCCAGUAGCGACCCCGUCGGCCACGAGCGCAGGAUACGCCGCGCGCGCGACCUUUGGCUGCAGAUGGGCAUCGAGUGCACAUGGCAAUGCUGGGCGCGCUCGCCGCACGUGCAACACUACUUGAAGCACCCGCUGGAGUACGAAGCGUUGCUUCGCACGCAUAUCAGGAACAACGUGUCAGAGCUACACCCCAAACUUAACACAAGCUGUAGAGAGGAUUACCAGAAAUUGAGGCGUUCCGCAAUAAACUAACUAACUAACUAUUAUAUCGCUCGCAAUAAAAUUCAACACCGUAUAAUUAAAAUUAUUAUGCCUAACGUUAACAGUUUGAUGCCAGUUUUCACUAACAACGAACAAGGCA